AUGCCUCUCAACCCUUACAAAACUUCACCAUAUCACUCAAAGAGUGUUAAGAGAUGGCAACAUCUUGUUCGUAAAAACGCGUCUCUUCGCACUAUGUCGAAAUAUGAGAUGACUAUUGUUCAUUCUCUUGUUCGCCGACACCUCCGUGUCUUGAUGGGCCGAGAGUCCAAUCAAGCACCCAUCCCACCCUCGCUUUCAGGACCUGAGAAAGAGGGUUUGCUCGAACGGUUCCCGGAAGGCGAUCCAAUGCCUGUCGGCUGGCGCCAAAUUGUCUUGCCUGUCAUCUUGGAACAAUUCAAUCUCCUCGCUCGGAAGUAUAAAGAUCAAUGCAACAACCCAGAGGUACUUGAGUAUCACUACGUAGUUGCCCAGAAAAAAAAGGUUUUGGAACAAUAUCGGGCUUACAUGAUCAAAUCGGGUGCUAGUCCUCGCUUGGUGUCCAUCUUUCAGCCUAGAAACUACUCCCUUCUCGGAGAUUUCUUCGAAGUCAAAGUUUCGGCCGCGAUCACUUCCGUCAAUGAAGUACACUUCUUGGUACCUAAAUGGUGGUCUAAGGAUACCUUGUCGUUCAUCGAGACGAUUGAGAAACAUGUCCACUUUAAUUCAACCUCUCGCAGCGAUUAUCCCGGAACGAUUCGACCUGCUCACAAGUACAUACCCACGGACUCAAAGGAUUACGGUGUCGUAACUCGUCACCUUCCUUCCGAUAUGUAUAGCAACGAUUUCGAAGACGCGGGAAACGAUUAUUACACAAGUGACGAAGAUGUGUCUGAUGUAGAGCUUGAAGACAAUUCCGAGAUAGAUUCCAAAACACACCCGUCUGAUACUACUAGACUCCAAGAUGAAAUCGAGAGCUUAAAGGGCGACUUACAAAAAUCGAACAACACUCUUUUGGAGUUCCAAAACCAAAUACAACAGUUGAUGCCCAUACGCUUGGAAGAAUUGAUGAAAGCAAAGGAAGACAUCAAUAUUAUCAAGGCGAAGCUUGAUUCGUUGCAGAACGUGGGAGGAGGUGCUCAACUCGAAAAUUCCGAAGCUGAAGUGCAAGGAGUUGGUCAACUCAAAAAUUCCGAAUCUGAAGUGCAAGCUGGUGCUCAAUUCAACACUGCCGAAACUGAAGUGGAUGUGGGAGGAGGUGCUCAACUCGAUACUUCCGAAAGUGAAGAACUUGAUGUUCCACAACCUAUGCACUUGAGCAUUGAAAGCUCUCUCUGA
This is a messenger RNA of Melampsora larici-populina 98AG31, 1215 nucleotides long. RefSeq lists its product as uncharacterized. The record is from RefSeq and is a predicted model, not a curated record. The transcript has 5 exons. Bases 1 to 1215 code for a protein of 404 amino acids. Lineage: Eukaryota; Fungi; Basidiomycota; Pucciniomycetes; Pucciniales; Melampsoraceae.